AUGGCCAAUUUAGUGAAAGCGUGCCUCACUCGUGUGAACGAUGAGAUCCCUCCACUUAUUCGACUUACUCUUAAAGAAAUGGAGAGUUUGGAUGGAACGGUAUUUUUUCUUCUUAAAAAUCAUUUUCUACGUUUUUUGCUGUUUCAGGUCAACCGGCGUUUGGAGCGCGUUGCCUACCUGAAAAAGAAACUUCUUCAGAACUACCGGAAGAUGAAUCCGAAACAAAAAAAAGCGGCUAUAGAUGAAAUUAGAGUUAUUUUGAGAUUUUGAGUCAAUCAAAUAAUUUUGUUAUUUUUAAGUCUUGUCAUCGAGCAAUCGGAAAAUAUUCGAACCAAAAGAUUACCCUUGCAAAUCAACUUUACGAGAAAGUCGACGCCCGUAUUCUUCACAUGGAUAGAGUCUCCGCGAAGUUCAAUGCGUUUGCUCUCAAGCGCCUCGAAGAAACUAGUAAGUCCUCUUUUUCAAUGAAACUUGGCUUGAACUGGAACUUUAAGCUGUUACUUUAUGAAUUCUCUGCUAAAUUUGAAUUUUUUUUUUUGAUUUUCGAGAGUCUCACGGUAUAUAGCCUGUUCGCCACGGCUUGAAUUUUCUGCUUGUCUGCGUUUCUUUGUUCUCUCACCGGCGAGGUCAGACAAACACUAAACGGCACGUGAACAUGAGAGGGUCACACAGAGACGAAGAGGGCGCAGAGAAAACUCUGAUUUAUCAAGUUGUGUCGAAUGGGCUAUAGAAAAGAAAAUGUUCUGAUUUUUGCGAAAAAAUGUGGUUUCAGCCUUUUUUUUUCUCGAUUCAACUCUCAAUUGCAGGAAGAGCGAAGAAAAUCCAGAAAGAAAAUGAGAAUAAACAGACUACGGACAAAAAAAGCGAGGAAACUCCUGGUAACAUUUUAAAAAGCUCUGAGUAAUAAACUUUCUGAUUUUUCAGUCAAGAGCGAUUCUGGAAAGCCUCAAAUCAACCCGGGCACCGACAUGCCGAUGGAUCCAAAUGAACCUGUUUAUUGUAUCUGUCGACAGGUAAUAUAAUAAUUUUUUAAUCUUUUGAAAAUAUAAUUUAGGUUUCGUACGGGCAAAUGGUUGCGUGCGAUGGCAAAAAUUGUUCUACUGAAUGGUUCCAUUUUGCUUGCGUGGGAGUAACUGAAGCCCCCAAAGGUGAUUUUUUUUUCAGAAGAAUCCUCAAAAAGUAUGGUUUUGAGCAAGCAACAAGGGCAGAUUUUGGCUGGAAAACUAGUUGGAAAGAAGACACUAUAAUUUUUUUCGUUUUCUAGUCAUUCUUGAAAGCUCGGUUUUGUUUGAGGUUUUCCAAAAGAAGGUCUGAUUUUACACUGAGACUGGAAAUAACUCUAAUUCUCACCUCGAAAAAAGAUUGUUUUCGAAAUUAUUUGAUUUCGUCAAAAAAAAAAGCUGAGAAUCGAAAUCAGGAGAGUCACAUCAAUAAUCCAUACUCACAUUCAAAGUACAUGCCUUCAGAUCUACCAUAGCCCUAAUUUCAUAUUUACCUUCCACAUCUUCUUAGUCACUGAUUGAUCUACAAAUUGAUUAUCUCAAUACUUCAGGGAGAUGGUACUGCGAAGAAUGCAAGGCCAGGAACCCACGUCGGAAGAAACAGGCGGAGAAGAAAGCUAACGAAAAAGAAGCUGCCGAAUGA
Molecule: messenger RNA, 1644 nt
Organism: Caenorhabditis auriculariae
Lineage: Eukaryota; Metazoa; Nematoda; Chromadorea; Rhabditida; Rhabditidae
Source: the annotation of a GenBank genome assembly